AUGCAAGAAAGAAAUGUAAAAAUAGGUAUUUUGAGACAAUACAGGGAAAUUAUUAAUGCUGAGUUCGAUCUUGCACCUUUCAAACCAAAAAAGGACCAAUGCAUCCUCUGUACAGCCUAUCCACUAGCAAGUACAGAAGAUAAAAUUAAACUAAAAGAUAGGUUUGAUAAACACAUUUUUAAUAAAAUUGCUGCCAGAGUUUUAAAGGAUGCAGAUAAGGAAGCGGCGAUCGACGAUAAAUCAGUUUGUGCCGCUUGUUUCAAUUUACUGAAAGUCCUCGUAACACCCCAAUCUUCUGUCAGCAGCUUUUAUUACAAGAGUUAA
Molecule: messenger RNA, 324 nt
Organism: Diabrotica balteata
Lineage: Eukaryota; Metazoa; Arthropoda; Insecta; Coleoptera; Chrysomelidae
Source: the annotation of a GenBank genome assembly